Messenger RNA from Silurus meridionalis, 1713 nucleotides. It is a transcript of the gene twsg1b, whose product is annotated as twisted gastrulation BMP signaling modulator 1b. The coding region runs from base 176 to 868 and encodes 230 amino acids. The transcript is spliced from 5 exons. The record is from RefSeq and is a predicted model, not a curated record. Gene Ontology annotation, biological process: regulation of BMP signaling pathway. NCBI's taxonomy places the organism in Eukaryota, Metazoa, Chordata, Actinopteri, Siluriformes, Siluridae.
GCUGCUGCUGCUGCAUCUGGCUUUGUGUGAGAGGAAAAAGCACGCCAUCGCAAGACACGAAACAUGCCUUAAUUAUACAGGGGGGAAAAGCAAACGAGAGGAUACCCAACAUACACGGUUUGCAACUGAACGACGCAAAUAAUAUAUAAAAAAGUCUUAAAGUGACACGGUGGGGAUGAGGUUUGCUCGAGUCGGGAUGCAGUCGACCUGGCCACACACGGCACUGCCUGCGGUGCUUCUUGUGGUUUUGGCCGGACUUUCUGUUUCUACUGCAUGCAAUAAAGCAUUGUGUGCCAGCGACGUCAGCAAGUGUUUAAUACAGGAGCUAUGCCAAUGCAGGCCGUCAGAUGGGAACUGUUCGUGCUGUAAGGAGUGUAUGCUGUGUCUGGGCACGCUGUGGGAGGAGUGCUGUGACUGUGUGGGCAUGUGCAACCCGAGGAAUUACAGUGACACACCAGCCACCUCUAAAAGCACAGUGGAGGAUCUGUACAGGCCCAUUCCCUCCCUGUUCAGAGCACUCACUGAGGGUGAAGCCCCCAUCAACAUGAUGGUGGUCUCCUUUCCUGUGGCAGAGGAAUUGUCCUACCAUGAGAGCUUGGUGUCCUUCUUGGAGACAAUGGAAGAUCAGCAUCAAAAUGUCUCGUUGCCUGGCAACAGCAUUCAUUCUAGUUAUGAUAACACUCAAGAAAACAUGUGCACCGUCGUGUACUUUGAUGACUGUGUUUCGAUCCGUCAGUGUAAGCAGUACUGUGAGUCGAUGGGAGGCUCUAAAUACCGCUGGUUUCACAACGCAUGCUGCGAAUGCAUUGGGCCCGAGUGUAUCGACUACGGCAGCAGAGCAGUGAAGUGCAUGAAUUGUCUCUUCUGAACCACCAGCCUCUGAGUGUUGUGGAUGCUCAUACUCCUGCCACUAGAGGGCACAAUAAUGGGACUGUAGGUUCAGUAGACACUGACCUAGGAUUGGGUUGGGGGGUACGGCAUGUGACAAUCAUGUAAAUUACAAGCCCUUGUGAUUUUGCUCUUUUGUAUUAACCUUUUACACUUUUUUAUAGGUUUCUAGAAAAAAAAAAGUAUAUAUGGAUUUUGUAUUUUUCUUGAAUGUAAACCAUUGAGUAGGCAGUCGCUAUUCACAUGCUAUUCAAAGGGCGUUCUGCCAAAUUAAUGCUUUUUAUAGAUUGUUAACUGUUACCAAUUUUCAUUAAUGUUUAUCCAUCAAACCUAGUUUUAAAAUUUUUUGUUGACUGAUAUCAAGCUUCUAUGUGUGAGGAAAAAAUCAAUCCAAUAGCACACUGUGUUGAAACAAUUGCAGAUGCAUUGAAGAUUCUAGUGACAUUUUGUUAGUCAUAAUUCUUCUACACUUCAGAUGAAGGGACUGGUGCCAUAUACCGAAAGUGCCUGUGUCAAAGUGUCAUUUCUUAGAUGUUUCUGCUUUAACCACACAUACAAUGAUGAGGAGGCAAACAGAACACCUAUACUUUAAUCUGGACUUUAAUUCUGGUUAAGCUGUUUGAAUACUGUCCCAAGAUUUUUAAGAGAUGGGGAAAGACUACAGCUUUAGGAUUCAUUUUAGUCGUUCUGUCAGAGCAGUGCUGUGUGUCAGUGCUGUUACUUCAAGGUACUUAAUGCAUAUUGAUCAAGGUUGCAAUUCCAUAAAAAAAAGUUUUUGUUUUGCAAUAAUCCUCAUUAAACGACAAGUAUUUAGUUCUCCUUGUA